Messenger RNA from Didymodactylos carnosus, 993 nucleotides. The record is from the annotation of a GenBank genome assembly. Lineage: Eukaryota; Metazoa; Rotifera; Eurotatoria; Philodinida; Philodinidae.
AUGACCACUUGGUUGAAAAACCCUUUUGGCAAAACAGAACAUCGUAUAUCAGAAGCAGCUAAUGCAAUCGGUCAAGUUUUUGAGGAUGUAGAUGAUGAUCCAAUAUUUUCUGAUUCUGUCAUAGGACUAUUUAUGAGUUUCAGUGAAGCAGCUCAUGUUGAUGAAUAUAAAACAUUAUCCCAAGAUGUUGAUCAUAUAAUUCAAUGUACAAUAACAAGUUUAUCAUCUCCAAAAAAAUUUGAAUCACGUAUCGUUGCCUAUAUUUAUAUUCAACGACAAAUUGAAGAAUGUAUUAUAAUAUUAAAAGAAUUAAGACAAACUUCAUUCGAUUUUGAUAAAAAGGUAAAUGAAUUAGAAAAAACUAUAUUAAAAAUAAUUACAUAUAUAUUUACAAAGACAAAAGGCAAUAGGCCAAAUUUAUCAAUACAAAGUAGAGAUUUACUUGAAAAUAUAAAUAUUCCAGAAUAUUUAAAAUCAAUAAAAAAAAUAGAGAAAUCAGAUAUAUUGAAUACAUUUUUUGCUUUAUGUAAAUUAUCAUUUCAAUCAUUAAUGUAUACAAAUAAUCAUGGUCAAAUUACAUGGAAACAAAUAUUGUCAAAUUUAGAAACACUUACUAUAUCAUCAACAGAUUUUAUUAAUACAUACUUAGAUUAUAUAGAAGGUUUUAAACAAUUUCCAUUUGAUAUGUCAGCUUUUAUAUAUUUAUUAUCAAGACAACCGUUAACAACAUCAAGACACCAACAGUCAUCAAUUGGAACUAUAAUACAGCUUGCAGAUAAAUUAAAAUUUGAUAUCACAGAAUUUCUUAAACAGUUUUAUUUGAUUUUUGAACAUGGAAUUAAAAAUAAAAAUUAUAAUUUAAUACAAUGUGCACAAUUUUUGUGUUGUAUUAGUAUUAAUGACCAAUUAUUUGAAAUAUAUUCUUCAAUUUGUAUUUUAAACGUCGCUAAUGAUGAUUUAUGGCAAAUGAUUCGAUAUUUGAUUAAAUUAUAA